Messenger RNA from Thunnus maccoyii (southern bluefin tuna), 4186 nucleotides. It is a transcript of the gene pacsin1b, whose product is annotated as protein kinase C and casein kinase substrate in neurons 1b. The coding region runs from base 444 to 1781 and encodes 445 amino acids. The transcript is spliced from 11 exons. Gene Ontology annotation, cellular component: cytoplasm; endosome; plasma membrane. Gene Ontology annotation, molecular function: phospholipid binding; protein binding. The record is from RefSeq and is a predicted model, not a curated record. NCBI's taxonomy places the organism in Eukaryota, Metazoa, Chordata, Actinopteri, Scombriformes, Scombridae. Gene Ontology annotation, biological process: regulation of endocytosis; cytoskeleton organization; neuron projection morphogenesis.
GAGGAGUAUGAUUGGUUAGAGUUAAGGCAAGAACUUCCGGGUAAACCAAUCAGAGGCAGAGCAGGGCGGGCUAUGACUUCACCGUCCUAGGAAAAAAAAAACAGUCUCGUCUCCCGGACCAUCCCCCAUCUGACGGCUCCUUUCAGCGAUAUACUUACCGGCGACACAACGGAGGCAGACCCUGUUAAUGAAGACAGUGAUUACAUUUAAAAAAUAUACAAAGGAGCUGGAUUAUAAUCUCGUGUCGAUACACAUAUUUGUCCUGGGGAGUUGCACAACAGCUACAGUCCUCCACUGCUGGCUGUUAAACAACACCGUGACAGCAGCUGUGGGCGAAGUGCCUUUUAUCCAAGCUUCCUCAGUAACAGCUGUUGAGGGAGUGCAUGAGGAGCGUCACUCUGCAGACCGCCACAGCCUGAAGCCAUCCUGCCAAAUCUGGGACCAUGUCUGGAGCCUACGACGAGUCUGCCAGCCAGGAGGAGACCACAGACAGUUUCUGGGAGGUCGGGAACUACAAGCGUACAGUGAAGCGGAUUGACGAUGGUCACAGGCUCUGCAAUGACCUGAUGAACUGCAUCCAGGAGCGUGCCAAAAUCGAGAAAGCAUACUCACAGCAACUGACCGAAUGGUCCAAGAGAUGGAGACAGCUGGUUGACAAAGGUCCUCAAUACGGCACAGUAGAGCGAGCUUGGAUGGCGGUGAUGACGGAGGCGGAGAAGGUGAGCGAGCUUCACCAAGAGGUGAAGAACGGCCUGAUCAGCUUGGACUUUGAGAAGGUGAAGAACUGGCAGAAAGACUCGUACCACAAACAGAUGAUGGGAGGAUUCAAGGAAACCAAAGAGGCAGAGGAGGGCUUCAAGAAGGCCCAGAAACCGUGGGCCAAAAAGUUAAAAGAGCUCGAGACUGCCAGGAAGUCCUACCACAUGGCCUGCAAAGAGGAGAAGCUGGCGUCCAACAGAGAGGCGAACAGCAAGGCAGAAGCCUCUGUGACGGCUGACCAGCAGAAGAAACUCCAUGAGAAACUGGACAAGUGCAAACAGGACUCACAGAAGGCUAAAGAGAAGUAUGAGAAGGCUCUGGAUGAGCUGAGUAAGUGCACCCCACAGUACAUGGAAAACAUGGAGCAGGUGUUCGACCAGUGCCAGCAGUUUGAAGAGAAGAGGCUGAGCUUCCUCAGGGAGGUGCUGCUGGAUGUCAAACGCCACCUCAACCUCACAGAGAACCAAAGUUACGCUGCAGUAUACGGAGAACUUGAACACACCAUCACGACAGCCAGCCCGCAGGAAGAUCUGAAGUGGUUCAGAAACGCUCACGGCCCUGACAUGCAUAUGAACUGGCCACAGUUCGAGGAAUACAACCCAGAUAUUACCCAUAGCAUCUCUAAGAAAGAAAAGUCAAAGAAAAGCACUGAUGGAGUCAUGCUGACUAACAUCACAGCAGCAGUAGACCACGCUCAAGCUGGAGACCGGGGAAGUGUAAGCAGCUACGAGAAGAAUCAGGCGUACACGGCCUCCACAGAGUGGUCGGAUGAGGACCAGACGGCCCCGAACUCAGGCAACGACACCAACGGAGGGAUGAACCCCUUCGAUGAAGAUAUGGGCAAAGGUGUGAGAGUGAGAGCGCUGUACGACUACGACGGCCAAGAGCAGGACGAGCUCACCUUCAGAGCAGGUGAUGAGCUGACGAAGCUGGAAGACGAGGAUGAACAGGGCUGGUGUAAAGGUCGUCUAGACAACGGCCAGCUGGGUCUUUACCCAGCCAAUUACGUAGAGCCGGUCUAACUGUUCCAGCUGAGGACGCUUGUCUCGUCAAGAGGGCAAACCCAGACUGAACCGUCCAGUCAUAACUGCACAUUGCCAGAGACUUCAAAGCAAAGCUUCCUCUUCCUGUCGGGCACAGCGAGCAGUCUUCAUCACAGCACUCAUCACUGAGAAGACCUCUCUCCGAAACAAGACCCAUCUGUAUUUUGUAUUCAGGAUCACAUCAUCUCCAAAUACUGCAACUGAAGCAAAAUAUUUAGUAUCUUUUGUGUGUAGCUGUGUUUGAUUCCAGUUGUGAAGCUAAUAUGCCAUUCAGUAUGUUCUCUCAUCAUAAUAUUGAUAUGGUAUUGUAAGUUGUGCCUGGAUAGCAAGAAUGAGCUAUGCAUUGUGCAUUCCAUGUAUAUAUUUUAAUCUUUUUUUUUUUUUUUUACAGUCUGGGUGCUUGUACAGUGUUUUUCUCAUUGAAUUCUUUGUGAAAUAUUUACAUGUUUAGCAUUAAACGAAUAGUUUGACAUUUUAAAUAAGUUUAUUUGCUUUCUUGCUGAGUGUUAGAUGAGAAGAUACCACUCUCAUCUGUACGGUAAUAUAAAGCUACAGUCAGGAUAUGAUUAGCUUAGCUUAGCAUAAAGACUGUAAACAAGGGGAAACUGCUAGCAUUGUACUGUCCAAAAGUAACAAAAACCACCUACCAGUACCUCUAAAACUCAAUAAUUAGCAUGUUAGCCUAUAUCUGGUGUAAAAAUGACAUGUUAUGAAUUUGAAAGUCACUGUGCCAGGCCAAGAAAUAGUUACAACUUCUGUUUUGUGUGGAUUAAACAAACGAUAUGUUACUGAGCUCUACAGACAGAGCCACACUACUUGUUUCCCCCUAUAUUCAGUCUUUGUUCUAAGCUAACUGGUAGCUAACUGCUAGCUGUAGCUCCGCUUCUAACAGACUGGUGUGAGAGUGGUAUCACUCCUCUCAUCUAACUCAUGGCAAGAAGAAAAAAGGUUAUUUCCCAAAAAUGUCAAGCAAUUCCUUUAAUGCAUUUAGUUGUUUUCCCGAUUCACUCCACAGCAUGACACUAAAUUAGCAUUUUGAAACGAGAUAAAAGACAGCUCACCAUCAGUCAAAAAAAAAAAACACACACACACAUACAUACACAGACACUCAGCAGAGCUUCUCUUUGAAAUGGAAAUAUGUACUCUACCAAACACUGCUAGGAUUGUUUACAUUAACCUCCGCUGCCCCACCCAUCUACAACAACGUGCCUGCCAUUGCUAUUACCUCUCAUUUCAUUACUCCCUCUGUUGCGUCUCGAUAUGUGAUCAUAAUGCAGACGCCAUAAACAAAACCUGCCCUAUAAAUGUAAACUCGCAGCUGUUUUGUAUGGAUAUUAGCUUCAUUUCACAACUAAGAUUUUCAGUUUUGGACAAUUUCUGCAAUUAAUGAGACUUGUUUACUCCGAGUGAAUGUCAGUGACUCUGUAUUAUCAGCUUCCAGCUCUUAUCUCUGUGAUUAUGUGCAUGCUGAUGUUCCCACACACUGUUUCUGAUCUACUGCUCUGAUCUAAACUGGUCCAGUGCAUGGCCUCAAUUUGUUUCCACCAAAUUAUUGACAGAUUCUUGAUUGAACUCCUAUCAAGAUGAUAAUAAUGCUAUUGAUUUGAAUUGUAUAACAUAGUCAACCCUGAUUUAUCUAUUUCACUGUGUACCAAAAUGCAAGCUGUAAUAAAUAUAGGCUCUUUUUCAUAUCUUUAUAUUUAAAUAUUUUUGUUUUAAUCAGAAAGAAAGAAAUCAAACCUUAUUAAAACAAAGAUUAGGAGUGCAUGUGGCAGUACGGUACAUGUUAUAUGAGAUUGGUUCGUUACUCCUGGUGAAUACUACACCCUUGGCGGGUGUUCUCUUACUGACGCAGGCAGAGAAAGCUGCCGCGAGUGCUUCGCAGAAAGAGGAUCUGUCUCUGAAAUAUUGAUGAGACAACUGCCUUUCUGCUGCAAGAAAGAAGUUCAUUUUGAGAGGAUCCAGCAGGGUAAUGUCUCUUGUAAUGGUGUAUAUGCCUGUUAUGCUUUUUAUAAGUGUUGCACCUGUAAGCAUUGGACUCAGAGGGGUAAAAUAAAUAUUGCCUUAUGAUAAUAUAUCACCCUGCCACUUCAAAGACUCUCAACCAUCGCGUGUAACAAAGUUAAUGAGAGCUUACUUCCACAGAAUCUGACUCCGGUUUAUCCAGCUCACUUUACACCAUUAUGACAUGCAGGCUCUUUGUCAGACUAAGGCUUAUAAUCUGUCUCAACGUAUCUUUAACUGUAUUUGAAAUAAAAAUGGGUCUGUUCACAACUGUACUGUAAAAGUUUGUAAAAGCAGACACGUGUAAAGCUACAGUUAUAUAGCACCCACUGUGAAACUCCUGUAAUACACUGAAGGACGGUAAAUCAUAUUUAAAAAUG